AUGAAGAGUCUUUUAAUAUCGAUUGACGAAUUAUUGGCGGAUGGUGUUGAUUGGGAAAGAUUGAUAUGCGUUGCUGCAAGAAACGUCAAUCAAAGAAAGACAUAUUUCUUCCAGAGUGUUGCUAGUUAUUCAUUUUAUUCCUAUAUAACACUAAUUCUGUUAAUUAUCUAUCUAUCUAUCUAUCUAUCUAUCUAUCUAAUUCUGUUCAUUUUCUAUCUCCUAUAUAUCUCUGCUCACAUUUCUUCUUCGUUUCUUUUUCUUCCCCUUCUUCUUCUUCCCACGUUUUUUUCGUUCAUAGUUUUUUUUUUCAAUUUAUUCUAUCUUUCCCUCAUUCUUUCAUUCUUUUCUUUCAAUUUCAUUCAUUUUUUCUUUGCCAUUUCAUUAUUAUUUAAUGUAAUACACUAUUUUUCACUUCUGUCUGUCUUUCUUCUUCUUCUUCUUCUUACAUUCCCAUAUCUAUCUAUCUAUCUAUCUAUCUAUCUAUCUAUCUAUCUAUCUAUCUAUCUAUCUGUCCGUCUGUUCAGAUCUAUCUAUCUAAUACCAGUUUAUCGAGCUAUCUCGCUAUCUUUCUAUCUAUGUCUGUUCAGAUCUUAUCUAUCUAUCUAUCUAUCUAUCUAUCUAUCUAUCUAUCUCAUUACAUCUAUCUAUCUAUGUAUCUAUCUAUCUAUAUAUCUAUCUAUCUAUCUAUCUCAUUCCGUCACACAUCUAUCUAUCUAUCUAUCUAUCUAUCUAUCUAUAUCAGAAAAAUGUUUUAUAUAUUUCAAGCUUACAUUUCAGUAA
Messenger RNA from Acanthosepion pharaonis, 780 nucleotides. NCBI's taxonomy places the organism in Eukaryota, Metazoa, Mollusca, Cephalopoda, Sepiida, Sepiidae. The record is from the annotation of a GenBank genome assembly.